Molecule: messenger RNA, 990 nt
Organism: Aureococcus anophagefferens
Lineage: Eukaryota; Pelagophyceae; Pelagomonadales; Pelagomonadaceae
Exons: 1
Coding region: 1-990 (329 amino acids)
Source: RefSeq, a predicted model, not a curated record
AUGCGCAAGCCCAUCGCGCCCCACGAGCGGGCCCAGGUGAACGUCCUGGGCGUCGCCGCGUCGGGCGCGCUGGGUGCGCCGCUGGUCAUCCCCGCGGGCAAGGAGGGCCCGGACCUCGGCAAGGUCCUGUCCAAGGCCGCGAGCCGCGCGCUGCCGUCCGGCGCGGCCGGCGGCGUCGCCAUGGGCCUCAACAUCCUCUGCCUCAUGUGGAUGCGCACGACGGUCAACUACCAGUACCGCUACGGCAGCGGCACGAUCACGGCGAUCAAGGCGCUCUACAAGGAGAGCGGGAGCACGCCCGCGGGCAUCACGCGGUUCUACCGGGGUUUGGUGCCCGCGCUCUUCCAGGGCCCGCUGAGCCGCUUCGGCGACACGGCCGCGAACACGGGCACGCUCGUCAUCCUCAACGAGUACGACUCGACGAAGGAUUUACCGGCCUACGCGAAGACGGCCUUCUGCUCCGUCUCCGCCGCGAGCUGGCGCCUCUUCCUCAUGCCCAUCGACACGCUCAAGACGACGCUCCAGACCGACGGCGCCAAGGGCAUGGCGCUCCUCCGCACGAAGAUGGCCUCCGGCGGGCCCCUCGUGCUCUACAACGGCGGCGCGGGCGCCGUCAUGGCCAACAUCGUCGGCUACUACCCCUGGUUCGCGACGUACAACCAGAUGGAGGACAUGCUGCCCACCACGGACUCCGAGGGCAAGCCCCUCGGCGGCGUCGCCAAGCUCGGCCGCCGGGCCGUGCAGGGCUUCGCGGCCUCCGCCGUCUCCGACUGCUCGUCCAACUCCAUCCGCGUCCUCAAGGUCUACAAGCAGACGAACGCCGACACGACGAUGACGUACACCAAGGCCAUCAAGGAGAUCGUCGCCAAGGACGGCGUCUGGGGCCUCUUCGGCCGCGGCCUCGGCACGAAGCUCAUCUCCAACGGCAUCCAGGGCGCCAUGUUCUCCGUGCUCUGGAAGACCAUCGAGCCCAUGCUCUUCCCCAAGUAG